AUGACGCAGCGAAGGAUCCCCUUCAUUGAUGAGAAACCAAUUGCUCCAGCUCCCGGUCCAUGGAAGCUCCCUCCUCAAAGGACAUACAUCUUCAAGAAUGCAAAUGUUGUCGAUACAUCAAACGGGAAAAUCAUCCACAACCAAGUUAUCAAACUAUCAGGAGGCCUGAUCAAAAUAAUUGGCAAUGAGCAUGCGCAAUUAUUCCCCAACGACGCUAUUGUGGUGGACUUGGCUGGCAAAUAUCUCAGUCCCGGGCUGAUUGACUGUCAUGCCCAUCUGUCUUCUGUACCUGGAGAAGAAGGUCUCACGGCGAGUAUAGUUCAUCCCGAUAUGGCUGUUUCACACUUUCGUCAGCCUUAUAUGGCGGCGCAGGUGCUGUAUCGAGGGUUUACUACAAUGAGAGACACGGGUGGCGCAACGCUGGCUCUGAAGGAGGCAAUUGCAGACGAUGUGUUUCCUGGACCUCGACUUUUCAUUGCCAACAAAGCUCUCUCGCAGACAGGCGGCCACGGAGAUUCAAGAUCCGCCCAUGAAGCGUGUUGCGGUACCACGAAUUGUCUUUCCACUAUUGUUGAUGGCGUGCCUGCCGCGAUACAUGCUACUCGAGAGCAGAUCCGCAUGGGAGCAGAUUUCAUCAAGAUUAUGACUAGCGGAGGUGUUGCUUCGCCGACAGAUAGAUUAGACCAUAUUCAGUUUACAGCUGCUGAGAUCAGGGCGAUUACCGAGGUCGCGGAAACGUACAACACGUACGUGACCGCUCAUGCUUACACUCCUCGGUCAAUCAGACAUGCUGUGGACAAUGGUGUCAAGGGAAUUGAGCAUGGCAAUCUCAUUGACAAAGAAACGGCAGAAUAUAUGGCCAAGAACAAUGUCUGGUUCACUCCUACACUUGUCACCUACCAUGCCAUGGGCUCUGACAAAUACGCUGGGUUUCUACCACCAGCAAACCGUGAAAAGAACCGCCAAGUUCUGGAGCAAGGUCUCCAAUCUCUGCGUCUGGCAGACGAAGCAGGGGUUACUAUUUGCCAUGGAUCAGAUCUUUUGGGGCCGCUGUGGAUAGAGCAGAGCAAAGAAUUCGGCAUUCGGUCGCAGGCUUUAAGUGCCGUAAAGAUUCUCCAGGGGGCCACCGUUAAUGCUGCAAAGAUGUUGGGACAGGAGAAUUUCUUGGGUCAGAUUAAAGACGGGUUUGCCGCUGAUGUAUUGGUGCUGAAUAGGAACCCACUGGAAGACAUUUCGAUUUUGGAUGAGCCAGAGAAGUACAUUCUUGCAGUGGUGAAGAAUGGGCGAGUGUAUAAGAGCCGGUGGACGAAGCUGUCGGAAGACGUUGCUCCGGUUCGGACGAUGGUUGAGUGA
Messenger RNA from Trichoderma virens Gv29-8, 1353 nucleotides. RefSeq lists its product as uncharacterized. NCBI's taxonomy places the organism in Eukaryota, Fungi, Ascomycota, Sordariomycetes, Hypocreales, Hypocreaceae. Gene Ontology annotation, molecular function: hydrolase activity, acting on carbon-nitrogen (but not peptide) bonds. Bases 1 to 1353 code for a protein of 450 amino acids. The record is from RefSeq and is a predicted model, not a curated record. The transcript is spliced from 2 exons.